This is a messenger RNA of Puntigrus tetrazona (Sumatra barb), 3622 nucleotides long. RefSeq names its product zinc finger and BTB domain containing 41 (gene zbtb41). The record is from RefSeq and is a predicted model, not a curated record. Lineage: Eukaryota; Metazoa; Chordata; Actinopteri; Cypriniformes; Cyprinidae. The transcript has 11 exons. Bases 196 to 2835 code for a protein of 879 amino acids. Gene Ontology annotation, molecular function: protein binding.
GCAUGACAUAAUGGGGGGCCGCAAGGGGUAGUUCACUUCAGAUUUGCAUUGUCCUCAUUCGCAGGGCGCUAGGUUUAGGAAUCGUGUGAACUGUAUUGCAUGCUGAUCAUGAUGUAUUAUCACGUUUCGUCUCGUCUACCCAAUGCUAAACAUUAAGCAAAACGUCGCCAUACAUGUGGAAUAACAACCUUAAACAUGAAGAAGAAAGUCAGUCCACCUCAUCAGAAAAAAGUGAAGGAUAUCGGCAGCGAAGAAACACAAGGGGCGACAUCUAUCGAUGCGUGUGACUCCAUUAAAGACUCUUCAGAAGAAAAGAUGCAUCUGAGACUAUCCCAAACCGAUGGCUGUUUCUUGAAGUUCUUGAACGAAGACCGCCAGAGGCUGCCAUCAUUCUGUGACGUGACCGUCACGGUCCGUGGGAAGAUGUAUCGCGCCCACAAAGUGGUUUUGGCUUUUGGCAGCGGCUACUUUCAUGCCAAGUUCAGCGAAAACCCUGAACUGCAGCAUGUCACCAUUGAUAACACUGAGGUCUCCACCUUUGGGCAUUUGCUCGACUUCCUGUACGCGUCUGAAUUUGAAGUCACCGAAAGCCAGAUUCCUGCUCUGGCGGAGGCUGCCUGUUUUCUGGACAUGAUGGAAGCGGUAAACCUUUUAGCAAAGCGGGCGACUUCAGCCGAUCUUGAUGAAGAAUGCGAUGUCCAUCGGGCUCCAGCGGAGACCGCAGAUGCUCAGACUUCAGGAGGAGCUCAGUGCUCUUUCUGCAGUCGCACCUUCUGCUAUAAGAAGUCUCUGGAGAAUCACCUGGCUAAGACGCACAGCGCCGGGUGCCAGGUUGAGGAAGAGCAAAACAUGGCGGUCAUCACACGCAGAUCCGGCCGUCAGAGGAGGACCCCUGCUAAGUUUGAGAGCAGAGAGAGCGAAAAUGGCCCCGUCCUGUCUGGUAAGCCUGGUCAAAAAACUCUAAAGGAUGAUGCUGCUGCUUUUGAGGAGGAGGAGGAUGAGGAUGAAAGUGAGGAGGAGCUGCAGAAUGAGCCGGAAGAGCAAGGCGGUAAAGAGGGGCGAGAAGAAACGCUCGAGGAGGCGGAACGUGAAGACGCUGAGAAGCAGCAGGAGGAGGAGCGUGCGGCUGAGCUCGGUGAAGCUCGGGAGGAGAACGGACCCACAUCCAGCCGUGCUGUUGAGGAGCACAGCCAAGCCACGGAGGUCACGGGUCACGUGUUUCCUGAAGGACUGGCGCCUGUCGUCAUCCAGAGCGCUAACAAAAAGACUCUCAAGUGUCCUAAAUGUGAGAAGACCUUUGAUCGCAUAGGCAAAUAUGAGAGUCACACCAGAGUACAUACCGGAGAAAAACCAUUCCAGUGUGACAUCUGUCUCCAGUGCUACUCCACCAAAUCAAACCUCACCGUGCACAAGAAGAAACACGACAGUGAUUCGCCGGUCCAGAAGAAAGAGCACAAGUGCCCCUUCUGCAACAAGCUUCAUGCCAGCAGGAAGACUCUCAGCAGGCAUGUCAAGAGAUUCCAUCCUGACCACCUCCAGGAGUUUCUUUCUCAGAAGAAGAAGAAAAGCGAAGGCUGGAAAUGUGAUAUCUGUCACAAGUCCUUCAGUCGUCGACCCCAUCUGGAGGAGCACAUGAUCUUACAUACACAGGACAAACCCUUCAAGUGUGCCUACUGCGACGACUACUUUAAGUCACGAUUUGCCCGGUUAAAGCACCAGGAAAAAUUCCAUUUAGGACCCUUCCCUUGUGACAUCUGUGGGCGCCAGUUUAAUGACACGGGCAACCGCAAACGUCACAUAGAGUGCACACACGGGGGCAAGAGGAAAUGGACCUGCUUUCUGUGUGGCAAAUCUGUUCGAGAGAGGACAACCCUCAGGGAGCAUCUGAGGAUCCAUAGCGGGGAAAAACCUCACUUGUGCAGCAUCUGCGGACAAAGUUUCCGUCACGGAAGCUCCUACAGGCUUCACCUUCGUGUUCAUCAUGAGGACAAGCGCUACGAAUGUGACGAAUGCGGCAAAACGUUCAUCCGCCAUGAUCAUCUUAAGAAACACAAAAAAAUUCACACUGGAGAGAGAGCGCACCAGUGUGAAGAGUGUGGGAAAUGCUUCCGACGUGCAGAUCACCUGACUGUCCAUUACAAAAGCAUUCACCUCGGAGAGAAGAUCUGGCGAAGGUAUAAAGCAGUGGUGCAUCAAUGUCAGGUGUGCAAGAAAGAGUUCAGGGGGAAGACCAACCUCAUGUCGCAUUUCAGAACACAUUCAGGUGAGAAACCUCACCGGUGUGUGAUCUGCAACCAGACCUUCCGCAUCAAGAAGACUUUGACCAAACACAUGGUCAUUCACUCAGACGUACGUCCUUUCAACUGCCCGCACUGCAGCGCUACCUUCAAGCGCAAGGACAAGCUGAAGUACCACGUGGAUCACGUGCACAGCGGCCGCCCGCUCGAGCAGCAGCCCUCCGCCAGCAAACUGACCGAGCCCAAACCCUACCACAGCUCGCCCAAGACCGUGCUGCAGAGCGUCGCGGCUGACGUUUGCGUCCCUGUGACACUCGUCCCCGUCCAGAUGGCCGAGGAGAGCGAUCUGGCCGUGCACGGGACGCCACAUGGGGUCCUUCCAGCUGUGAGCCAGCAACAGCAGACCGGAUACCAGUCCGCCACCGACCUGGUGUUCUUAGAAAAGUACACCCUCACGCCUCAGCCGACCAACAUCGUGCACCCGGUGCGGCCCGACCAGAUGCUGGACCCUCGAGAGCAGUCUUAUCUGGGAACGCUCUUGGGACUGGACUCGGCCACAGCUGUGCAAAACAUGUCUAGCGCCGAGCACACUCAUUAAUUCACAGCGCACGCUCUUAAAAAUAAAGAUUCUUCACAGCGAUACCGUAGGCGUAGAGCGUUGGUCUCAAACUCGAUUCCUGGAGGGCCACAGCUCUGCACAGUUGAGCUCCAGCCCUAAUCAGACACACCUGAUUCAGCUGAUUGAAGAUCACUAGAAACGGAAACGGGUGUGAUUUGGAUCUGGUUGGAGCUAAACGGUCAGAGCUGUGGCCCUCCAGGAAUCGAGUUUGAGACCAAUGCCAUAGAAGAAGCAUUUUUGGUCCCACAAAGAACCAUUCAGUCAAAGAAGCACGAUCUGAACCUUUUGUGAAGCAGAAAUGUUCUACAGAUGUCCUUUAAGGAACCACUUGGACAAAAGAUACUUCUAUGGCAUCGUGAAGCACCUUUAUUUUUAAGAGUGCAUGCAUCUUUUCGUAAGAUUAAUUCGUUUUGAUCAUCAGUCUUUGUGCUGUUCUUAAAAUGCUGCAUGUUGGUUCUAGACAAACUCAUGAAAAAAAUUGAAGGACAUGAAGUGGAAUAAAUACAGAUUUAAAAAAAAAAUAAUUACUCUUAUAUCUAAGGUAAAAUUACGACUGAACUUUGUACAUGAAGUAAGUGUGUGUGUGUGUGUGUGUGUGCGUGUGAGAGAGAUAUUCUCUGAUAAUUCCAUCCAUGAACCCCCGUUUAUAAAGUCGACCUGGAAAUAUCCUGCAGUUGGUGUGUGAAUGAAUGAAUAGUUUCUGAAUCCACCAGCCCAGACCAAAGUUUCUUUGUGUUUCUGUAAAUAAAGCACCGUGGAACACUGA